AUGCGAGUACUGAACAUCGACUCGUCAUAUACACACGCUCACUGGGCAUUUGCGACCAUUAGUCCAUCCCUGGCGGUAAACAUUAACAACACAUAUCUCCAGUGGGAUUCAUUCCUGUCGAUACCUGGUCUGAAGAAAGUCGUUUCCUUUGGUGGCUGGGGAUACUCGACGAGCCCCGAGACGUACGACAUGUUGCGUAAGGCGAUGUACCCCGAGAAUGUUGGCUUGUUCACGGACAAUGUUGUCCAGUUCGUCAAUGACAACGGACUCGAUGGCGUUGACUUUGAUUGGGAGUAUCCUGGUGCUUCGGAUCUUCCAGAUAUACCGGCAGGAUUUCCUUCGGAUGGCCCCAAUUAUCUCUCAUUACUGAAGACACUUCGCGAGAAAUUGCCCAAGGAUAAGACACUCUCGAUCGCGGCGCCGGCUUCGUUUUGGUACCUCCGUCCCUUUCCGGUGGCAGACAUGGCAAAGCACCUGGAUUACAUCGUUUACAUGACGUACGACCUACAUGGGCAAUGGGACUACGGCAAUUCAUGGAGUCAGGAUGGCUGUCCCAGUGGCGGUUGUCUACGGAGCCAUGUCAAUCUUACCGAAACAAACUAUGUUCUGGCAAUGAUAACAAAGGCGGGUGUCCCCGCAAACAUGGUUGUAGUUGGCGUUUCUAGCUAUGGCCGCUCUUUUGGUAUGACGCAGCCGGGCUGUACAGGACCUAUGUGCACUUUCGGCGGCAAGGCCUCCACAGCCAAGGCUGGGCGGUGCACUGGCGCGCCUGGGUAUCUCGCUGAUGGUGAGAUCUACGAGAUUCUGAACGGGGACGUGGAUAGCGUGAAACCCACCACAUGGUAUGACACCAAUAGUAACUCGGACAUCUUGACAUACGAUGAAAACCAGUGGGUCGCGUACAUGAGCUCGGAUACGAAGACUUCCCGUACAGCGUACUACGAGGGAUUGAACUUCGCUGGGAUUGUCGAUUGGGCUGUCGACCUACAACCGAUUACGGAUCUUCUCGUGCAGGAGGGAUAUGACGACGACUAUUUCCCGUUACCAGCAACAGCCCUACCACCUUGCACAGCUGAAUAUUCGACUAUUGAGGACCUUGACAAAGAUAUCGGCAACAUUCCAAGCAAUUGCAAGAGCUACUACAUUGCCCAGGCGUUGUCCAGCAUGCUGGCAGCAUCUGUCCAAAAUUACACCGACAUGAUGAACAAUGGGUAUACUGGCAAAUUCAAAACGUAUGCGAAAGCAGUGGCCGACAACAUAGAUAAGUCUGUACACGACUUCAUCUACAAAAACGGCGACAAGUACUUUUCCUGCAUCGUUACUGAGGCAACUACUUGUUGCGAAUACUGCAAACUUUACGAAUCAACGUCAAAUCGCCAAAACGCAUGCGACUAUUGCUUCACAGAAGGCGAGUGCUAUCGAGAUUGUUCAUUGAUUGGCUGUAUCUCAGAUCAAUCUGGCCAUGGCACCGCGAUAGGCGCCGCCCCCUCAGGGUCACAGGGGCCACCGGAGGGGCCAGGUUUUGACGAGCAUCCAAUCGUGCGAUAUAAGAACGUGUCAGAGCCGUGUCCCCCAGACUACUCCAAGCGUGGUCAGGGUGACGAGACCUACCCUCAAAGUGUCUACUGGACGCUACGGGAAGACAAAUCUAGUGCGUUCUAUGCCGACCUCUUGAGCGACACCGGCGUUCCCAAGGCGAAGACGAAGUUGGGCGAUUAUUACCGCAUUCACGACUGUGCCCCGUCUCAGGAAUCUGACCCCAAGGCGGCUUGUCACGCAUCUGACAUUGAUUUUGGCACGCCGAUACCUGACGGCUUUGGUGCAAAUGACGUGGCAAAUCCGCAAGAUGUGGCUCAAAAGGCGCUCAGCAACUCUAACCAGCUUUUGGAGCAAGUAAACGACGUCGUCCUUAGACUGAACCUGAGCUGCUAUGCCGGCGAUAGCUUCGAGCUUGUUGACACAAUAUCUCUGCCGAUUCUCAUGAUUGUUCAAGCUGUCGAGAGCAUGGCACAGGUGGAGACUGUGGUGGACAAAAUGGAGGAGUCAAAGCGCAAGGCGAUGAUUUUGGCCUUCCUGAGCGCCAUUCUCUUCUUCAUACCUAUAGCGGGAGAAGUACUGGGUGCUUUGACGGAGUUUGCUGACCUGGCAAUCAUCCUAACGACUCUAGGUGUCGCGGGAAAUACAGCACUCGAUAUAUACGACAUCGUUGACGACCCAGACAAUGCCCUCCUGUCAAUUUUUAGCCUCAUCCUGGAGCCGCUUGCGUUGGCGGAUAUAGCUAAAAUCAACAAGGCAGCAGGGAUCAGGAGAGGCAUGGCCGAGGCGGACGUUGCCAAACUUGGCGCGGGUGUGUCGAAGAGACUGGGGAUGAUAAAGAAGGUAACUGGGACGUGCAGCAGGAAAUAA
Molecule: messenger RNA, 2406 nt
Organism: Purpureocillium takamizusanense
Lineage: Eukaryota; Fungi; Ascomycota; Sordariomycetes; Hypocreales; Ophiocordycipitaceae
Product: Chitinase
Exons: 1
Coding region: 1-2406 (801 amino acids)
Biological process (GO): carbohydrate metabolic process
Molecular function (GO): hydrolase activity, hydrolyzing O-glycosyl compounds; chitin binding
Source: RefSeq, a predicted model, not a curated record